Molecule: messenger RNA, 228 nt
Organism: Adineta ricciae
Lineage: Eukaryota; Metazoa; Rotifera; Eurotatoria; Adinetida; Adinetidae
Source: the annotation of a GenBank genome assembly
AUGGAGGUAGGUGAUACUGUGAAAUCUUCAUUGCAAUAUGAACAACUUCCAAAUUUGCCAACACCAAUUACAUCAAUACCGUUGAAACCGAAGCCGACUCAAACAUCAAGAAAACGAGUGGUUCGAUUUAAUCUUCCCGAAGCAAACACAUCGCCUUCACCAUCGACUAUUUCAUCAUUAUCGAAGCACAUCAUGAAAAUGAGAAUUCCCAAGGAAGCAGACGAAUAG